GAAGCAAGCUUCAGUAGUGGGCCUUCUCCCCCUAAAAAAAUUAAUUUAAUAUCGUGUGGGCCAUUGGCCCACGUAUCAGAUAUUAAACUGAUAAGAACAGAUACUACACUUGAUCUUAGCCAAAAGGCCGAGAAAGGUAUGAUUUGUGCAGGAGCCAGAGCUUCGUUCUUAUUCCAAGGCCUUAAGCUUUCAUACGUUGGAAUAGGCGAUGUGGUAGCAAGUGUCUUCUUCACAGUAUACAGUUGCCGUUGCACAGAAUCACAGUGUUCAAGUAGAGCGAGGACAAGGUAA
Linum tenue is the source of this 291-nucleotide messenger RNA. Lineage: Eukaryota; Viridiplantae; Streptophyta; Magnoliopsida; Malpighiales; Linaceae. The record is from the annotation of a GenBank genome assembly.